Messenger RNA from Phragmites australis (common reed), 1281 nucleotides. RefSeq names its product protein SOB FIVE-LIKE 4-like. The record is from RefSeq and is a predicted model, not a curated record. The transcript has a single exon. NCBI's taxonomy places the organism in Eukaryota, Viridiplantae, Streptophyta, Magnoliopsida, Poales, Poaceae. The coding region runs from base 544 to 1035 and encodes 163 amino acids. Gene Ontology annotation, biological process: cytokinin biosynthetic process.
GGUGACAAGACAGAGAACAAAAUGGUUGGGAAAGUUAUGAGAGACAGUUGGAAGGAUAGGCUGUCUCUCCCAUUUAAGGACGCUGCCGCCCUCUUGCAGGCACUCUCUCCUCCUCCCUUCCUGAGUCCUGACGCACCUCCCAACACAGGCACAGGGCCGCGCACACAUACACACGCGCGCCCAGAAAAAACCUUGGCGUUUCUCGUGGUCCUACCCCCCCCCCCCCCGCAUUCCCUCCCUUCUCCUGUGAAGAAGAUGGCCGGGUGUCAGAGGCUUCAAUGUUCUCAGGUUGUGGGUGUCCAAGAAGCACAGGCAAGGGCAAGAACAAUGGCCUCUUCAGCCUUGCAUUGAUGAAAGCAUAAAUAAAGGGGAGCUAGCCGGCCAGUGUUCCUACUCCCAGCUCCCAGAUAGUAUUCAUUCUCUCUCAAGCUCAGGCUCAAAGCUCCUCCCUGUCUAGCUUCUUUUUCUUUGCAUUGUUAUUCCCUUGGCUAGCUCUAGCCUUCUUUUUAUUUUUCUUGUUUCUCCCUCUCCUAGUCUCCUGCCAUGGAAUCCUCCUCCCAUAUCACUGGGGAUGAUGGUGAGGGCUGCAACAGCAGCGAGUCUGGGUGGACAAUGUACCUCGCCUCCCCCAUGCAUGGCGAUGUAGGUGGCGGCAGUGGCAAAGGAAGUGGCAGUGAAGGAAGCAGUGUGGAUGAUGGCUAUGGCUGCAUCAGUGACAGGAGUAGAAGUGGCAAGAAGGCUUAUGAAGAUUAUGCUGAUGAUGAUUCCCUGGCCUCUGAUGCUUCAACUGGACCAGCCAAAGUGAAGGCGCCUUCCCUGCAGGAAGACAGCAAGGAAGAAGAUGAAGGCCAUGUAAAGAACGGCGAUGGCGGCGGCAAGGAGGAGGAAGAGAAGGAAGAAGGUGAUGUACGUACCAAGUUCUCGACGAGCUCCCGCAAGAAAGCCGGCAAGGUUGAGAAAGGAGAAGGCAACUCCUCAAGGAGAGGUCACAGCAAGAGAGGCAGCUCUUCAAGGAGAAGCUUCUUCUUCUGGUAAACGACUAAAUGUAUUAGAAUCACUGUACUAUGAUGUCUCAUGCAUCUUUCCGCCAUUGCUUUGUUGAGCUCAAAUCCUUGCUACGAGCAUGCAUGGAGAUCAAAGGGAAGGCUGUUUUUGGUCCUUAUUUUUGCCUUCCAUAGUGUUCUCCCCUCGUUGACCACCCAAGUAGUAGGUUAGCACUGAACCGUUACCAUGUAAAUCUAUUGUAACCUUUGGUUAUUGUUCUUCGGUGCCCUGCUUUUA